Molecule: messenger RNA, 2642 nt
Organism: Strigops habroptila (Kakapo)
Lineage: Eukaryota; Metazoa; Chordata; Aves; Psittaciformes; Psittacidae
Gene: TNFRSF9
Product: TNF receptor superfamily member 9
Exons: 6
Coding region: 452-1372 (306 amino acids)
Biological process (GO): regulation of cell population proliferation
Cellular component (GO): external side of plasma membrane
Molecular function (GO): signaling receptor activity; cytokine binding
Source: RefSeq, a predicted model, not a curated record
CUGGCGGGCCGUGCGCAGCAGGCACCCCCCCACGUCCCCAGGCCGCGGCGCUCGGGUCCCGCUGGGCUCCAGGCGCGGUACCCCGGGCACGGCCGAGCUGUUCCCAGCCGUGUCCGCCUGUGCCCCGCCACCCGCGCUCUCCCCUUCGCCCUUCGGGGGCACGGCCGGGGCACCCCGGGGCACGGACAGGCCGGCUCCAGCCAGCAAGCCACCGCGGGGAUUCCGCGCAGGACUCACCGGGAAGCCCCGAUGGGGAGCGGCGAGCGCUGCCCGGCAGAGCCGGGGGUCGCGCUGCGCGGGGUGGGGGGGAGCCCGGAAACCCCCGCCAGGCCGGGGUUUCCCCGCCGCCCCCGGGCUGACGCAGCCGGGCCCUCCGGGGGCGGCCCCCUAAGGACGGGCGCUAGCGGCCCCGCGCGCAGUGCCUCGGGCCGCGCCGCCGCGCACUGACCCGAUGGGAGCGGCGGCAGCGCGGGCGCAACGCGCGCUCUUGCCGGCAGCGCUGCUGGCGCUGGCGCUGAGUCCGGAGCCCGCGGCCGCAGUGCCGUGCGGCUCCGAAUGCCCAGCGGGUGAGGGCCGGCCCGGGCUGGGCUGGGGCGGGCCGGGGCGCCAGGCGCGGCCCCGCGGUAGCCACUCUCUGUCUCGGCCCGCAGGUACCUUCGUGGCGAGCGCGGACUGCUGGCGGGGCGAGCGCUGCCGGCCGUGCCCGCCCGACACGUUCUCCAGCGCGGCGGGACUCGACGUCUGCACUCUGUGUCGGAAGUGCGAAGGAAUAUUCAGGUAUUUAAAAGAAUGUACCUCAAAAAGCGAUGCUGAAUGCACGUGCAAGGAGGGGUACCGCUGCAGUGGCGACGGCUGCUCCCGCUGCGACCGGAGCUGCGGCGUGGGCCAGGAGAGCACCAGGAGCGGUUGCCAGGCUUGCCGCUACGGAACUUUUAACGAUCAGCCUGAUGGCUCCUGUAAAAACUGGACCAAGUGCUCUGCAAACCAGGUCCUGGAGCCUGGAACUGCAGCAAAAGAUGUCAUUUGCAAACACACUUCAGAUAAUCCCACUUUAGUCACUACUCUGUAUACCACGGCUCCUGCAAUUCCAUUUUCUAUCACUGUGCCAGGGAAGGACCUCCAGAUGGACAUUAUCAGAAUUUCUCUUGCUGUAGCUGGGCUGUUGUGCGUAGUGUUUCUGCUACCUUCAUGCAUAUGCUUCAGUAUCUGGCAGAAAAAGAAACUACACGCUGUCUUCAAGAAAAUGCAUACCACAUCUGAACAGUCAACUCAGGAAGAUGACGCCUGCAGCUGCCGCUUCCCAGAGGAAGAACAAGGUGAAUAUCAGGAUCAUGGCAAAUCCACAGAAUUCGGAGAUCUUUUGGUGAACUAGGAAUUAGACUGACCAGGUCAUCCACAUUUGAAUUUCCUUUUGGAACAGGGACCCAUUUAUAUAAAUAGAGGGUAUCAGAAUUUGUGAAUUUCUGAGGGUUAAAUAGCCACUGAGGAAAAAGUGGAUCUUUUCCACCUCUCAAAAAAUAAACAAAAAAUAAUUUUUUUAAGAAAGCUCUAGUUUGCUGACUUCAUUUUACAACUAGGAAUUAUAUUUCUAAAACGUGGUACUUGAUCUACAUGUAGAAAGAAGUUCUGCAGUUACUCAGAAGUAGUAAUAGAAGGGCAGAAUGGGUUUCUGAUCCCUCUUAUAAAUGGUGCCUGAACCAUACAUGCAGUCUGAAAGCAUUUGACACUGAGAAGAAGAUCUGUAGCACAUAGUGGAGCCAUAUGCAACACUCGUGGUCUCUAUUACCAUUUCCAGCCAUCAUCAUGGGGCUUGAGCUCCUCGUAAAGUUUGGCUCAAACCCCAAAGUCUUUGGUUUCAUGUGCAAAUAGAUAGACCUCAUUUCAGGUCCCAUCAGCCCUAAAAACAGAUACCUGGCCUGACCCCUGCAUACCUUAUAUGUAGGAGAGAGGAAGCCAUAAAGAUCUAGAGCUGCGAAGUGUUCCAUAAUAGCUUGCAUCUGCUGUUGUAUUACACUGAUUGGCUUCAGAGAGGCAGUGGAAACACUGAGAAAAGCUGUGGUUGACUUGGUCUUAGCAAUAGAUGUUACUGUGCAGCUGGACUGCACCACCUUCAGCGCUACAUCAUUCAACUCUGAUCUUUUAGGUGAUGCAAACAUGUACGUUGCAGAUGUGAUACAUUUCUGGUACUAUUUUUGUAACCCUGAGGUUGGAAAGAUCUUAACAUCUAUCUCUUUGAUCAAUUUCAAUUACUGUUACUUUCGUCUUUUAGAGAAAAAAGAAAUGCAUGUUUGAGUCAUGGCAUUCACAACAUUUGCGACCUUCUACAAACCCAAAUAUUUUAUUUCUUCAGUAAAUGUUAUUCAAAAAAUAGAAUGAAAACCCACCAAUGCAUCACGUAAAGGGUGAUUUUCCCCUCUGUGUGAUUUCAACUUGGAGAAUGCUGUUCUUGUGUUUGAAGAAUGACAGCUCCUCUCUUCAUGCAGCAGCAGAUUACAAUAGCAGAUUUUCACCAGACCACACAUUCCCAUUUUGAUAAGCUUGUAUACAGUAAAUAUAAAACAGUAUGUGAGAAAAUAAACAUGAUACUGAAGCCUGAACUGUGAAGUUCAGCAUAUUUAAAUAAACCUUUCUUUUUAUCCCUA